UAAUAAUAAUUAUUCCCUAAUACAUAUACUUCUUUCCUUCUCUGUCUCUCCUCGCCCAAAUCACCUAACAGCGACCCACUCGUUAAAACAAAUCAACAACUAGUUUACUUCCCUAAAAAGACAAUUUUAAUUUGUUCUAUAAGAAAGAAGGAAAGAAAGUGAAAAAAACAAUUCAUUGCUUAAAUUGGUUUGUUCCUCAUGCUUGAAGCAUCUGCUCCUUCUAUAUAUUGGAUUUCCUCCUUGUCCCAGUUCCAAUAUCUCAUCCUUCCUAUCCCUUAACAACAAGACAUGGAUUCCCUUUCUUCUUCUUCCGAGGAAAGAGAGAGUUUAAUUAGUUACAGAAGGGUGGCCUCCGAGGUGUUUGCAAGAGCGAUUGGUAUCACUCUCACUUUUGUCGUCGUACUCGUUGGAUCAAUUGCAGGGGCCAUCACCGGAGCUCUGACAGGCUUUGCCGGCUCUGAGAGUGGUCUUGUGCGAAGCUCUGCAAUUGGAGCCAUUUCAGGUGCUGUCUUCUCCAUUGAAGUGGUCCAAUCCUCUCUUGACUUGUGGAACUCCAGGGAAUCAGGCAUUUGGACCCUUCUCUAUCUGCUCGACAUAGUCUCUAGCCUCGCGAGAGGAAGACUAGUUACGGAAAAGGUUGGACCAGCAGUGCGGAGUGCAAUCCAGCGUCAUACGAGAGCUCUGAGUUUUGAGAGUCUCGAUUUGUUUGAGUCUGGUGCCACAAUAAUGGGCAUGCCCCUCGAGGAGGUUGAGAAGCUGCCCAAGUGUAAAACUAGUGCCAAAGACAGUGUCGAUGCAUCAGGGGAGAAGAUUGGUUGCUCAGUGUGUCUGCAGGAACUGGAAGUGGGAGAAUUGGCUAGGAGACUGCCAAGAUGUCAACACAUGUUUCAUCUGCCAUGCAUCGACAGUUGGCUCAUAAGGCAUGCCUCUUGUCCCUUGUGCAGAAGGGAUAUUUGAAGGUUUUGGUGUCGCUGAACUAUUGAGUAUCUUGUUUUUUUCUUGAAAAAAUUGGAAAAUAAGGUAGGUUCAGUUUUUUGUUUUAUCUAGAUUCUUGUGUUCUUGAUAGAAAGAAAGAAAGAAAGAAAAAUUGAAGCUCGAGCAACAGCGGCACCAGCCCUGAAUUGUUAAAUAGAAUGCUUGAGUGCCAAUUUGAUCUAAAUGUUUGCUAUUCUGAUAAG
Molecule: messenger RNA, 1178 nt
Organism: Zingiber officinale
Lineage: Eukaryota; Viridiplantae; Streptophyta; Magnoliopsida; Zingiberales; Zingiberaceae
Product: NEP1-interacting protein 1-like
Exons: 5
Coding region: 289-957 (222 amino acids)
Source: RefSeq, a predicted model, not a curated record